AUGGUAAACAAGACGGAACUCGAUUCGAGCUUGCUGGAUCUCCCGCUACCACAACUUACCAAAACAACGAUAACCAGCGAGUACUGGGCCUCUCAGCACCAAGAUCAACAUCUCAACAGCGUGGACUUUGACCUGCAAUCCUUUUGGACAUACUACAACAAAGAAUGCGUCAGAGCCCUCCAUAACGGAGGACGAUACGUGGCUCUGAGAUCACACCGUGAUGUGGUCGAUUGCAUCCGCAAACUCAAGAGCGGGAUGCUGCGCCAUGAUAUCAAGGAGGAGCUGAGAGAUAAACUCACAACGCUUCACGACAAUGAAGACGAAAUGCUCAACAACUCAAUAGACUUGGCCGCCAGUCUUCUUUUAAUGAUGAGCUUCUGCAGCUUCGCGUACGGCUUCUCUGGUAGAAGCCAUCUCCGUUGGAGUCAUGGGUCCCUGGAGAGCUUUGUAUCAACUUACUUUGACCCUGGAGCUUCCCAGCUGGCCAAGGAGAAUGUCAAGAUGGAAAAGAUAUUCACGGCACACAACCUGUGUCGCAUCGCAGGGCUGGAUAUCGUUUGGACUGAUAACUUGGUAGAUCAUCUUCGAUUGACUGAUGACGAUCAACGUGUACACAUCUUCCAUCAUGCUUCUUUCCUAUAUGUCCAACAACAGAGUGUCGACUCCCUACUACCCAAAGGCCUCGCGGACGAGACUUUGCAGACAUUAGCACUCCUCUUCCCAUCCUCAGACGUGGAAACAAGAAAGUGGUUCUCCCAGCUAUCUGACGCUGGUCUUGACAAACGAGUCAUUCAGUGUGGACAACUCAAAACGGACCAUCGACAAACUGAAAGGUUUAGAUUUUGGAAUGAUCGUCUUGUCGUGUUGAAGCAGGUCUUUGACGAAGCACAGCCAAAAUCAUUAUCGCAAUGGUGGCAUGAUAGACGGAACGGCGUCCAAUGGUACCGCUCCUCGAUAGCAACUCUUCUCAACGUAUAUUGUCCUCCGCUAAUACUAGUCUCAUCAACAGGUACACAUUCUGGGUAG
Molecule: messenger RNA, 1026 nt
Organism: Fusarium poae
Lineage: Eukaryota; Fungi; Ascomycota; Sordariomycetes; Hypocreales; Nectriaceae
Exons: 2
Coding region: 1-1026 (341 amino acids)
Source: RefSeq, a predicted model, not a curated record